AGCUGUAAAACCAGACAAACAGAUCCACGGAAGACUCCAGGAAAAUAAACGGUUCUCUCCUCUUCUCUUCCUCUCCCUCCAUUCACUCUGUCCCAAGCCUCCCCCCCCCCCUCAUAAAAGGUCUCUCAUGACCUCACAAUGAACUAACUUGUUGGUGGCGCUUCUUCCGACCUUCUAGUCGUAUCAUUAUCUAUCAACUAUCUAUAUUCCCCUCUCAGACCCUCUGCAGUGCAACGAACCACUUAUUGUUCUUGUCCAGGUUGCCAGCUCAAUCUGCAUGCACAUCCCUGGCUUUCUUGCAGGCAGCAGUCUCUUUUUUGGUGAAUAAAAUUCAUCGUUGUCCGCUUCCUUUUCUUCCUUCUCAAAAUUGGAGAGGUCGGUCUGUACUACUUAAGACCCUCCCCUCAAGCACCUAUCCACUUUACUUCUUCACUCAGCUCUCCCCUAAACAAUUCUCCAACCCACUCAUCCUUUCCAAAAUUCUUCUAAAACCCAUCGUUAUCUCUACAUUCUUAACAUUAGUGACAUUCAUCAAUCAUGUCGGCCCCUAGAGGUCCCUCCCGGGGUCGUGGUCGCGGCGGCGACCGAGGCAGAGGUGGUGGGGAUGCACCUGGUGGUCGCGGUGGUCGCGGUGGUGGUCGUGGCGGUGGCCGCGGCUCAACGACUGAACUGCCCUUCCGCCAAGGCAAUCCUAGAGGCGAUUUCAGAGGUGACUUCAGAGGCCGUGGUCGCGGUCAGUACUCUAGCUUUCGAGGCGGCCGCGGUGGUGGUGGUGGUGGUGGUCGCGGCAGAGGAGGCUUUGCCCAGGGUCCCGUCAUUUACUCUCCUGAAAAGCCUGUGUCUGUCAACCCUCAGGUUGAGAAAACUGAAAAUGCGGUGGCCGCCGCUCUGAAGACCAAGGAACGCAAAAUAACAAGCUACCCCGAUCGUCCGGGAUACGGCACGCGCGGCGACCCGGUCAUGCUCUAUGCCAAUUAUUUUGAACUUCAGUCGGUUGGCAAGGAGCUGUUCAGGUAUUCUGUCGAUAUUGCAGGUAACUCGCCUGGCAGAGCGCCAACCGGCAGGAAGGUUCGCCAGAUAAUCAGCCUGCUGAUUGAAGAGCGUUUCGGAUCGGUGAAAAACAGCAUCGUCACGGACUACAAGUCGACUCUAAUUUCAUACGUGAAUUUGGAUGUUGACUCCCCUCAAUACGAUGUCCGCUAUCGCAGUGAGCAUGAAGACGAGUAUCUGGAAAACCCAGAGGUUUACCACACUACGACCCAGCUCACGGGCACACUCAGCCCUUCCGACCUACUCGAAUACCUGACCUCCACGGACCCCGCUGCUGCUUUCGGUUCGAAGUACGAUACCUUGCAGGCUAUGAAUAUUGUCCUGGGACACCAUCCUAAGACCAAUCCGGCAAUCGCAUCGGUCUGUGCCAACAAGCACUAUGGAAUCGGCGAAGGGCUGCAAGAGAAGUAUGAUCUUGGUAACGGACUUGAGGCUCUGCGAGGGUUUUUCGUCAGUGUACGAACAGCCACCGCGCGUCUUCUCGUGAAUGUCCAGGUCAAGUACGUGGCUUGCUACCAGGAAGGCCAGCUUCACUUCGUGGUCAGUCAAUUUGGGACCCGUGACCUGCACAGUCUGGGGCGUUACCUCAAACGACUCAGGGUGCGGGUAACCCACAUCAAAAAGAAGAACAAAAAAGGCGAAAUAGUCCCCCGUUUCAAGACUGUUGGCAAUCUGGCAACGCCGGCUGACGGCAGAAACCUGCCCAUGCCACCAAAGGUAUCCAAGUAUGGCGCGGGCCCGAGAGACGUUAUGUUUUUCCUGGAUGCUCCUGGCCAGCAACCUUCACAGCUGAGCAGCUCUGCGACCCCCAAGGGCAAGGGUAAGAAGCCUGCAAAAGCAGGGCCUGCACCUGCCGGGAAAUACAUAACCGUGGCCGACUUCUUCAAGCAGCAUCACGACCUGAAAACCGAUUCCAACAUGCCAGUUGUAAACGUGGGCACGGUGGACAACCCCAGUUACUUGCCCGUCGAGGCAUGUGUGGUUGAGCCCGGUCAGCCUGCUAAUUCGAAAUUGACGCCCCAUCAAACACGGAGGAUGUUGGAAUUUGCGGUCCGCACUCCAGUAGACAAUGCAGAGUCGACAGCCAACCUCGGUAAUAGAGUGCUCGCUCUCUCGCCGCCAAACCCUACUUUGGGAGACUUUGGGAUUAAAGCGGACCUGAAUCUGAUUAAGGUUCCCGGUCGAAUUCUUCCGUGUCCUAACGUCUUGUACAGUGCACAGAAGCAGAUUACGCCCGCGAACGGUAGCUGGAACAUGAAGUCAAUCAAAUUUUCCACGCCCAGCAAAUUGACCUCCUGCUCAUACGUCUGGUUCGAUGCCCCGGGUCCCAGGUCAAGCUUUCAGGACUCAAAGGAGGUUGAGGCUCGUCUGAAAGGGAUUAUCGCCAAGAUUAACGAGAUGGGUGUCAACACAAAUAAUUUGAUUACUAUUCCUGGAAAGCGGGUGAUUCUCGAUCGCCAUCCUCAAACAAGUAAGCAGGAGAGGCAGGUGAAUCAGGCGAUUUCUGAACUUAUGGCCGGCUCUCCCAAGCCUCAGUUGAUCUUUACCGUCCUGCCGGACGCGGACGGCGACUUGUACAACAAGAUCAAGAAGGCCUGUGACGUCCUGUAUGGCGUUCGCAACGUCAACGUUCUCGCCGAGAAGCUCAGAGGUGCCAACGACCAGUACUACGCGAACGUCGGCCUCAAAGUCAAUCUCAAACUUGGUGGUUCCAACCAAGCUUUGAAACCAUCCGAGCUAGGCAUCAUCGGCCAAGGGAAGACGAUGCUCGUCGGAAUCGACGUAACCCAUCCAUCUCCUGGAUCUUCCAGCAGUGCCCCUAGUGUCGCAGGCAUGGUCGCUUCUGUUGAUUCCUCCCUCGGUCAAUGGCCCGCCGAGCUCUGCAUUCAGGCGUCCCGUGAAGAGAUGGUCAAAGACUUGGACACCAUGCUCAAAGCACAUCUCCGUCGCUGGGCCCGCAGCCACAAGAACAUCCUGCCUGAGAACCUAAUCGUCUACCGAGACGGCGUGUCUGAGGGUCAAUACGACAAAGUCGUCCAGGAGGAGCUGCCCCUUCUCCGGAAAGCCUGCAAAGAGACCUAUCCUGCCACCGACACCGCCAAGGGCCUUCCACGUAUUUCGAUCCUCAUCGUCGGAAAGCGGCACCAUACUCGAUUCUACCCCACUGACGCCGAUAAAGCCGAUCGUUCGAGCAACACCAAGAACGGCACCGUCGUCGACCGCGGUGUCACCGAGGCCCGUAACUGGGACUUCUUCCUGCAGGCGCACGCGGCCCUCAAGGGAACCGCGCGCCCCGCGCACUACUUCACGGUCUGGGAUGAGAUCUUCUUCCGUGAGAAGCCGAAGCCACCCUACCAGAAUGCCGCGGACGUGCUCGAAGCCCUGACCCACCACAUGUGCUACCUCUUCGGCCGCGCAACCAAGGCAGUCAGCAUCUGCCCGCCGGCGUACUACGCCGAUCUGGUCUGUACCCGGGCCCGGUGCUACCUCAGUCAUGUCUUCGAGCAAACCCCCACCGGAAGCAGGGUCACCGGCAGCGGACAGACCUCGCAGGUCCGGGCCUCCGAUGUGACGAUGCACCCCAAUGUGAAAGAUACCAUGUUUUACAUUUAAAGUGGGGUAAAGUGAGCUUCUAUCUAUCUGUGGAAGUAUGUGUAUGCACUGAUGAGACCGUGUCUGUCUUUGUACGCAUUCUUACGUUACUGUCCCAUGAUCUAUUGUUCCACUUGGGUCGUUGUCAUAUCUUUGCUUCCCUCUCUUGCUAUCUUUCUUCCACUCUCACAUUCUUACCUACGCCCUUGCAUAUCCCGUCUCAUAUCAUCCCAUCUCUUAUCAUUUCCCACCUCCCAUCCUUAUACCCAUCAUCAUUCGCCAUAUCAAUUAUCAAUCAUCAAUACUCCAAUUGGAAACACAACCCCGAUUGAUACUCUAUUGGCUAGUUUGGAUGCUUUGGAGAUAUGAUGUACAGUGUAUAUCAUGACAUGUGGAUGGGGGAGCAUAGUCUGGUCUACCUACCUCGGUACGCGCCAGCUCUGUAUGUAUGCAGAUGAUGUAUGCAUGCAUGUACGCUCUAGGCUUUCUGGACAUGGAUAUCUGUCUGUUUCGAUUGAUUUUGGUUUAUUGUGAAGUUUUCUGAACCUAUAGAUUAGCAUGCCUCUUGUCUUUAUUUCAUCGUCAUUGGUAAUUUUCUUACAAUGCUGGGUAUUGUUUUCUGGUUUAUUUGAUAAUCGAAUAUCAAAUAUCGAAUUCUCUACCU
Messenger RNA from Aspergillus melleus, 4306 nucleotides. Its product is annotated as putative RNA interference and gene silencing protein (Qde2). The transcript has 4 exons. Gene Ontology annotation, molecular function: RNA binding; protein binding. Bases 538 to 3663 code for a protein of 1041 amino acids. NCBI's taxonomy places the organism in Eukaryota, Fungi, Ascomycota, Eurotiomycetes, Eurotiales, Aspergillaceae. The record is from RefSeq and is a predicted model, not a curated record.